Messenger RNA from Knipowitschia caucasica, 714 nucleotides. NCBI's taxonomy places the organism in Eukaryota, Metazoa, Chordata, Actinopteri, Gobiiformes, Gobiidae. The record is from the annotation of a GenBank genome assembly.
AUGAAAGACUGUGGCACAAAGACCGAGCUCCUCAAUGAAUUUAAAACCUGCGACAGAACCUACGAGUCCGGAUCCAGACGAGGGUGUGCCCUCAGAGGGAACUUCCUCCAGAGAGACCUGUGUCUGGUCGCCUCCAGCCCCAACGCAGUCUGCACCUUCAGGGCCCCCAAGGCGUUCCGACCUCCGGAGAAAAUGCAAAUAUCGGAAAAAGGGAAUUCCCUCAUUCUUACAGUGAAGCCGCCCGAAGUGGAAAUUCCCGAUAAUUCUCGUUACAAUAUCUGUUACUCUGCCUGCGACGGGCACAAAAUGUGCGAGGAGCCCCCAGUGGAGACGAAAUCCAUGGAAAUAUUGAUACCGUAUUCUAAAGGCUGCGUGUUCAGGGUCCAGCACCAGACGUAUACUCCAGACACAACCCCCAUCUACAGCGACUGGAGCGAGGAGGUGGAGUACGGUUGGACUGACUGGAGCCUGACAAUAGUAGCCAUCGUGAUCCCCAUCAUCGUCUCUCUCUCUGUCAUCGUGUCGUGCAUUUGCUUCAGGAGACACAAGGAUAUUAUUUUCCCCGACGUUCCGGAUCCUUCCACCAUGUUCAAGGAAAUGAUGAACGGCAACAAAGACAAGCCAAACCUUCAAACGUACAAAGCUGUUGAAACGAUCGAUCCCGUCACCGUGGCCGCUCACAUUCCUCCCAGUUCCGGGCCUGUGCCGACGUGA